AUGGCUAUUACUAUUGAAAUUAAGCAUCUUAUUGCUAUUUUCAUAAUAUUUUGGACAUGUGCAUACCCAGCCAUGUCUAGAACACAGCUUGAAUCAUCUGUUGCCAACACAUUCCAGCAAUGGAUGUCACAAUAUGAACGAUCCUACGCAGAUGUUGCCGAGAAGGAGAAACGUUUCAAGAUAUUUAUGAGGAAUUUGGAAUACAUAGAGAAUUUCAACAACGGUGCAAAUAAGAGUUAUGUGUUGGGGCUGAAUCAAUUUGCGGAUCUUACUUAUGAAGAGUUCAUUGCUUCACGUACUGGACUCAAAUUGCCAACCCUAUAUUCAACGAACUCAGUUGCACCAAUUUUAAAUCUGAGUGAUGUUCCUCCAAGCAUGGAUUGGAGAGAGAAACAAGCUGUCACCAAUGUCAAGGACCAAGGCCAAUGUGGAAGCUGCUGGGCCUUUUCAGCUGUGGCAGCUAUGGAAGGCAUCGUGAAAAUCAAAACUGGGAAAUUGAUCUCACUGUCGGAGCAAGAAUUAGUCGAUUGCAACCAAGGGUGUGGUGGAGGUUUCAUGGAUAAAGCCUUCAAUUAUGUCAAACAAAACCAGGGUCUUGCUAGUGAAAACGAUUAUCCAUACCAAGGAGUGGUUGGAACGUGCCAAAAUGGGAUGGCACGUGCAGCCCAAAUAAGUGGUUAUGUUGAUGUACCUGCCAACAAUGAAGAGCAACUGUUACAAGCUGUGGCCAUGCAACCUGUCUCAGUUAUCAUUUCCACAGAUAAGGAAUUUCAUUUAUACAAAGAAGGCAUAUUUACUGGACCAUGCGAAACAUUCACACAAGACCAUGCUGUUACUGCAAUCGGAUAUGGAACAAUGGAAGAUGGUACUAAGUAUUGGUUGGUUAAGAAUUCGUGGGGAGAAGGUUGGGGUGAACGUGGCUACAUGAGAUUGCAAAGAGAUGUUGGUUAUCCUGAAGGUCUUUGUGGCAUUGCUAUGAGAGCUUCUUAUCCCACAGCCUAA
Messenger RNA from Abrus precatorius (Indian licorice), 1002 nucleotides. Its product is annotated as ervatamin-B-like. The record is from RefSeq and is a predicted model, not a curated record. Gene Ontology annotation, molecular function: cysteine-type endopeptidase activity. The coding region runs from base 1 to 1002 and encodes 333 amino acids. Gene Ontology annotation, cellular component: lysosome. The transcript has 2 exons. NCBI's taxonomy places the organism in Eukaryota, Viridiplantae, Streptophyta, Magnoliopsida, Fabales, Fabaceae.